AUCAGUUUUUCGCCUUAAAUUAAAUUAAGAAAUUCGGUAGAGCAUAAAAGUUAAAGUGUAAUAAUUUAACAGCGAGCGCUUAUUAAAUCCGCAAGAUCUUAUAAUAAGUGCGUCAUGUGCACGUAACAAGAAAGUUCAUAAAGAGACGUACAGCUGAAAAUGUUACGUUUUUUGUGUGUAUUGCUGCUGACAACUUCGACGUUGACGGUGUUGUCGCCAGAGUCUGUUUCGGUGGGAGCUGCCGAGUCCAGUCAAAGUUAUCCAAUUACUACUCUAAUUAAUGCCAAAUGGACACAAACGCCACUAUAUUUAGAAAUAGCAGAGUACUUGGCUGAUGAGCAAGCAGGUCUCUUCUGGGACUAUGUACAGGCUGUAACGGCAUUGGACACGGCGCUCAAUGAUUACGGUUCGGAGUCGCAACAGUACAAUGCCGCUAUGCAACUGGUGCGCUCACAUGUGAGUGCCCCACAGCUGCCACUUCUUAAGCUGGUCGUCUCAAUGCAUAGUCUGACGCCGCGUAUACAGACGCACUUUCAAUUGGCUGACGAACUACGUGCUGCGGGUUCCUGUCAGGGCGGCAUCUUCGCACAGGUGGGCACCGAGCUUGCCUGUACUUAUGCGGAGCUGGAGCAAAAGCUAAAGCUGCCAGUGGCAGAAAGCAGUUUGGAUGCUGAUGUGGGCAGUUACAGCUUCGAUCAUGUGUAUCCUGGUAGUGAGAACAAUACCCGUACAGUGGUACUCUACGGAGAUUUGGGCAGUGCAGCAUUUCGACCAUAUCACAAAUUGCUGGAAAACGCUGCAAAUGCAGGAAAAGUACGUUACCUGCUACGACAUCACUUGGCCAAGCGAAGUGAUCGACCCGUACGUUUAUCCGGCUACGGAGUUGAGCUCCAUUUAAAGUCCACGGAGUACAAGAGCCAGGAUGAUGCGCCGAAGCCGGAAGCUGGCACUGGUGCUGCCACAACAGAAGAACUAUCAAAUGAAACGGAUGUACAGGGCUUCGAUUUCAAUUUGCUCAAGGCCAAGCAUCCCACGUUAAAACGUGCACUGGACCAACUACGCCAACGCUUGCUGCAGGGCAACGAUGAGAUUGCUCAACUAAAAGCUUGGGAAUUCCAAGACUUAGGCUUACAGGCGGCCGCAGCAAUAGCUGAGAUACAGGGCGAUGAGGCGCUGCAGAUACUGCAGUAUACGGCACAUAAUUUCCCCAUGCUGGCACGUACACUGCUCGCCCACAAAGUCUCCGAUGAUCUGCGCGCAGAAGUCAAACAUAAUUCCGAAUCGCUAGGACGCAGUUUGAAUGUGUCCCCGCCUGAUGGAGCUUUGUUCAUAAAUGGAUUGUUCUUUGAUGCAGAUACAAUGGAUCUGUACACCGUCGUGGAGACAUUGCGCUCGGAGAUCCGUGUGCUGGAGAGUCUGCAUGGCAACAAUGUGCAUGGUCACUUGGCUAGCGCAUUGUUAGCUCUGGACUUUAGCGCCAAUAAAAAGGAGUUUGCAAUUGAUAUCAGAGAUACGGCGGUGCAGUGGAUCAAUGAUAUUGAACAGGACGCCCAGUACAGACGCUGGCCGCCAUCGGUAAUGGAUUUGCUGCGUCCCACAUUUCCUGGCAUGUUGCGCAACAUACGUAAGAAUGUAUUUAACCUGGUUCUCGUCGUGGAUCCACUGCAGCCAGAAGCGCGCAGUGUCAUCAAAUUAGCCGAAUCCUUUGUAAUACACCAAGCACCCGUCCGUCUGGGCUUAGUAUUUGAUGCCCGAGCCAUGGGGGAUGACACUGCAGCAGAUUAUGUGGCCAUUGCUUGUGCAUUCAACUAUGUGAGCCAGCAAAAGGACGCACGUGCCGCACUCAGUUUCCUCACGGACAUCUAUGCGACUGUGGGCGAGACAGCUGUCGUCACCAAGCAGCACAUCAUCAAACAGCUAACAAAGGAGUUUGGCUCACUAAGCAAGAGCAAGGCCAAUGAGCUGCUGGGCGAGGAAUCAGAUUACGACUAUGGACGACAGCUCGCUGAAGAGUUUGUGCAACGCCUGGGCUUCGGUGCAGUCCGUCAGCCGCAGGCGCUGCUCAAUGGCGCCCCAAUGCCGAGCAACAUCAUCAGUGCCGACAGCGACUUCGAGGAGGCCUUUUUAACGGAGAUGAUGAGCCAAACAACGUUGCUGCAGAAGGCUGUUUACCGUGGUGAGCUGACAGAUGCGGAUGAGAUAAUAAACUACCUGAUGAAUCAGCCGCAUGUGAUGCCCCGUCUGAAUCAGCGCAUACUCAAUCAAGAGGAUGCCAAGUACUUGGACAUUAGUGGUGUACCCACCAAGCAGCUGGGCAAUGUUGCAGCGCUCAAUAAGCUCUCGAAUCGUGAUAUGACCGCCACGCUAAUGGCAAAUCUGAAAUACUUUGGCGGCAAGAAGAGCUCGGAGAGUAUUGGUAGCGCUUCAUUGCAGUUCCUGACGCUUUGGGUGUUUGCAGAUCUGGAGACGAAUGAAGGUCGCAAAUUGUUAGACCAUGCGCUGGACUAUGUGCGUGGUGGCGAGAGCGUGCGGUUGGCAUUCAUUCCCAACACAGAGGGCGUUAGCGAUAAACGAAGUCUCAACCGUUUGGCGUGGGCGGCUAUGCAUUCCAUGGAUCCAGUAAAGGCAACGGAUCAAGUGGUCAAAUGGCUUCGGGGAAAGAAGCAGCGCAUAGACGAUAUACCCAAGGAACUAGAAGACGUAUUGGGCAGCACGGAAUUGCAUCUGAAAAUGCUGCGCGUGUAUGCACAACGUGUGCUGGGAUUAUCCAAGUCGCAGCGUCUAGUCAUUGGCAACGGUCGACUCUAUGGACCUCUCAGCUCUGACGAGAUCUUCGAUAGCGCCGACUUUGCGUUGUUGGCGCGUUACAGCGCCUUGCAGUACGGCGACAAGGUGCGCGAUGUGCUCAAGCAAUCCGCCAGUGAGGUGGACAGCACUUUCACCAGCGACACUCUGCUCAAGCUAUAUGCUAGUCUGCUGCCCCGACAAACCAAGACGCGCUUCAAGCUACCCAGUGAUUUGAAAACAAAUCAUUCUGUGGUGAAGCUGCCAGCGAAGCAGGUAAAGCUGCCCCACUUUGAUAUCGUCGCCGUGUUGGAUCCGGCCUCGAGAGCGGCACAAAAACUUAGCCCGAUCUUAAUAUUGCUUCGGCAAACACUCAACUGUCAGUUGCAUCUGUAUCUAACUCCUGUGGCACAGCACAGCGAUAUGCCAGUCAAGAAUUUCUAUCGCUAUGUGAUCGACUCUGAGGUGCAGUUCGAAGCGAAUGGCGCACGCGCUGAAGGUCCUCAGGCUAAAUUCAGUGGGUUACCCGCCAAUCCGCUGCUAACCCAGCAGUUGCAGGUGCCCGAGAAUUGGCUGGUGGAGGCGGUACGCGCUGUCUACGAUUUGGAUAACAUUAAGCUGCGCGACAUUGGCGGACCUGUGCACAGUGAAUUUGGCUUGGAGUAUCUGCUGUUGGAGGGUCAUUGCUUUGAUGCAGCCAGUGGUGCACCGCCACGUGGCUUGCAAUUGGUGCUGGGCACUAAAUCGCAGCCCACGCUGGUGGACACCAUUGUCAUGGCCAAUUUGGGCUACUUCCAGUUGAAGGCAAAUCCUGGCGCUUGGACGUUGCGUCUGCGCGAUGGCAAAUCCACAGAUAUUUAUGCCAUUAGCCAUGCUGAGGGACCCAACACGCUGCAUCAACAACAAACGGGUGCAGUGCAGGUGCUGAUUACCUCGCUGCGCUCUCAUGUGACCAAGCUGCGUGUAUCCAAGCGGCCAGGCAUGCAGCACGCGGAGCUGCUCUCGGAUGACUCAGCGCCGGCACAGUCUGGUAUUUGGAAUAGCAUUGCCAACAGUUUUGGUGGUAGCAGCGGCACAGCAGCCACGGAUGAGGACGUGGAAACCAUUAAUAUUUUCUCCGUGGCCUCGGGACAUUUAUAUGAGCGGCUGUUACGUAUCAUGAUGGUAUCAUUGCUGAAGCAUACCAAGUCGCCGGUGAAGUUUUGGUUCCUCAAGAACUAUUUGUCGCCACAAUUUACGGACUUCCUGCCGCACAUGGCCAAGGAGUACAAUUUCCAAUAUGAGCUCGUGCAAUACAAAUGGCCACGAUGGCUGCACCAGCAGACGGAGAAACAGCGCACCAUUUGGGGCUAUAAGAUCCUCUUCCUGGACGUGCUCUUUCCACUCAAUGUGCGCAAAAUUAUCUUCGUGGAUGCGGAUGCGAUUGUGCGUACGGACAUAAAGGAGCUGUACGAUUUGGAUUUGGGUGGUGCCCCCUAUGCGUAUACUCCGUUCUGUGAUUCGCGUAAAGAAAUGGAAGGUUUCCGAUUCUGGAAGCAGGGCUAUUGGCGCAGUCAUCUGAUGGGCAGGCGCUAUCAUAUUUCAGCUUUGUAUGUCGUGGACUUGAAGCGAUUCCGCAAGAUUGCGGCUGGUGAUCGAUUGCGUGGACAGUAUCAGGCCCUUAGUCAGGAUCCGAAUAGCUUGUCAAAUCUGGACCAGGAUUUGCCCAACAACAUGAUACAUCAGGUGGCCAUUAAAUCGCUGCCAGAUGAGUGGCUGUGGUGUCAGACAUGGUGCAGUGAUAGUUCAUUCAAGAGUGCCAAGGUUAUCGAUUUGUGCAACAAUCCGCAAACCAAGGAGGCCAAACUAACAGCAGCUCAGCGCAUUGUGCCCGAGUGGAAGGAUUACGAUGCAGAGCUGAAAGCACUGCUGGCACGCAUCGAGGAUCAUGAGAAUCACAAUAUCAGUGGCAACAGGGAGAAAUUGGAUGAUGACGAGGAUGAGGAGGUGGUCAUCAUAACAGAACCGCCGCCACCCGACCAUGUGCAUGGCGAGCUGUGAUUGCAUUCAUUCAUUUGUUUAGUAAAUAUAAGCCUAAUGUCCUUUAUACUUGGUAAAUACUAAAUUAGCUAAGCUUAACUAUCUAACAGGCAACAGCAAACAACCAACAAUUAGCAUAAAAAAGAAACGAAAAGCGAAAUAUCUUCAAGUCUGAAAAGAUUUUUCAUUCCAUUCGCCAUGAUUUGAAUUCAGACGAAAUAAAUAAAAUUAUUAAAAUCACUGAA
Drosophila hydei is the source of this 5048-nucleotide messenger RNA. It is a transcript of the gene Uggt, whose product is annotated as UDP-glucose:glycoprotein glucosyltransferase. Bases 160 to 4824 code for a protein of 1554 amino acids. The record is from RefSeq and is a predicted model, not a curated record. Lineage: Eukaryota; Metazoa; Arthropoda; Insecta; Diptera; Drosophilidae. Gene Ontology annotation, molecular function: UDP-glucose:glycoprotein glucosyltransferase activity. The transcript has 2 exons. Gene Ontology annotation, cellular component: endoplasmic reticulum.